Candida albicans SC5314 is the source of this 1098-nucleotide messenger RNA. RefSeq lists its product as uncharacterized. The record is from RefSeq and is a predicted model, not a curated record. Gene Ontology annotation, molecular function: pyridoxal phosphate binding; cysteine synthase activity. Lineage: Eukaryota; Fungi; Ascomycota; Pichiomycetes; Serinales; Debaryomycetaceae. The transcript has a single exon. The coding region runs from base 1 to 1098 and encodes 365 amino acids. Gene Ontology annotation, cellular component: cytoplasm.
AUGUUGGGCAGAAUAGCUAAACGGUCGAUCUCCAUUACUACCAACACACCACUCAAACUCCCCUUCAUCCCAUUAGUCAGUGAAACAGGGUUUCCUGGGGCAAUUGGAAACACACCAUUAUUGAAGUUACCAAGGAUUUCCGAAUCAAUAAAUCGUAACAUCUAUGCCAAAGCAGAAUUUAUGAAUCCUGGUGGAUCAAUUAAAGACCGUGCUGCUUUGUACAUUAUCAAAGAUGCUGAGGAAAAAGGGUUGAUCAAACCAGGGGGUACAAUUGUUGAAGGAACUGCUGGGAAUACGGGUAUUGGAUUAGCUCACGUCUGUCGAGCUCGUGGAUACAAAUGCAUCAUUUACAUGCCAAACACUCAAUCGCAAAACAAAAUUGAAACAUUGAGAUUGUUGGGUGCAGAAGUCCACCCGGUGCCAGCUGUUGCAUUUACCGAUCCAGAAAACUAUAACCACCAGGCUAAAAGACACGCAGAAAGAUUAGACAAUGCCGUAUGGACUAAUCAGUUUGACAACGUGGCCAAUAGACAAGCCCAUAUAGAAACUACAGGACCAGAAAUCUGGGCACAGUUAGACGGUAAGGUUGAUGCAUUCACCUGCUCAACCGGAACUGGUGGAACAUUUGCUGGUACAACGAGAUACUUGAAGGACAUUUCCAAUGGCAAAGUAAAAGCAGUGUUGGCUGAUCCUCCAGGUUCAGUAUUAUACUCGUAUAUCAAGUCUGGCGGUAAAGAAAUGAUUAGAGGCGGAUCAUCAUUCACAGAAGGGAUUGGUCAAGGUAGAGUUACCGAUAACUUGCAACCAGACUUGGAGUUGGUUGACGAUGCAGUCAAGAUCCCCGACGAAGAUUCAAUCGCCAUGGUCUACCGUUUGUUAGACGAAGAAGGAUUGUAUCUCGGUGGUACUGGAGCAUUAAAUGUAGCUGCUGCAGUAGAAGUGGCUAAACUGUUGCCUGAAGGCAGUAAUGUCGUUACUGUAUUAGCUGACCUGGCCCAUAAAUACGCCGAUAGGAUCUUCUCCAAAAAAUGGUUAGCAGAAAAAGGAUUAUACGAUGCUAUUCCACCACACUUGCAAAAGUACGCUGUAUUAGAUUAG